Neofelis nebulosa (Clouded leopard) is the source of this 1988-nucleotide messenger RNA. It is a transcript of the gene UCN, whose product is annotated as urocortin. Gene Ontology annotation, biological process: negative regulation of feeding behavior. The transcript has 2 exons. The coding region runs from base 1444 to 1824 and encodes 126 amino acids. Gene Ontology annotation, molecular function: hormone activity. Gene Ontology annotation, cellular component: extracellular region. The record is from RefSeq and is a predicted model, not a curated record. NCBI's taxonomy places the organism in Eukaryota, Metazoa, Chordata, Mammalia, Carnivora, Felidae.
UAUGUGGUGCCUCCAGAAGUAUGCUAUUAAAUAUGUAGUCUAAAACCUGCAAAAGCGGUGAGUAGGAUGCAGCAGAAACCUAUGGGGCAGUAAGAAUUUCUAGAGCUGGAAAAAAGUCUAGAGACACCAACCCUGAUCUUCUUUUACAGAUGAGCACACCGAGGUCCGUAUAAGUGAGGUGACCUGUCCGUACCACCAACCAGUGGCAGAGUGGAAACUUGAACCCACAUGUUAUAGGUGAAUGUUUGUAUCCCCUCCAAAAUUCAUGUUAAAGACCUAAUGCCCAAAGUGAUGGCAUUAGGUGGUAGGGCCUUUGGGAGGUGAUUAGGUCAUGAGGGAUUAAUGUCCUUCUAAAGCAGCCCCAGAGAGAUCCCUCACCCCUUCCACCAUGUGAGGACACAGAAGGUACUUUUUCUGCAGGUCAGCAAGUGGGUUCUCACUAGAGAACCAGCGCCGUCAGCUUGGACCUCCCAGCUUCUAGAACUGUGACAAAUAAAUGUUUGUUUAUAAGACGCCGAGUUGAUAUUUUUGUUGUAGCAAUGUGAAGAGACUGAGACAGGUUCCCCGACUUCCUAAGUGAUCUUAACUGGAGGUCAAAGGUAUUGUAAUACUGUGGCUGUGAUUCCCAGAAGAAAAACUCACAUGGCUAAAAUACCACUUUGGGGCAAACUCAGAAGUAGAUGGGGCAAACUCAGUAGAUGGACCCACCUUUGUGGUCUGAAAGCACCCAGAGGCCAGAGACCCUCCUUUUAACGGUGCCUCACCUAGACUGCCCUAGAAUUUAGACCACGGGGCUGGAAUAAGAUCAAGAAUCCCGCCUGCCUUGCUGCCUCUGGGGUGGUAACCAGAGUCCUAGCUGGGAGCCAGCUGUGCUCCUGAUCGCCUUAGGUUGCGGAACUGCUAGCCAGGCUAGGGGCUAGGUCUGAGCAGCACAACCUCUCAGUGCCUCCGGCCCCUUCUAGAGGCAAACAGCAGGGUGGGCGCCACUGACAGCCCAGCGGUCCCGCCUCUCUUUUGUGUACCACGGGAGACUGGCUACCUGACUGGUCUGAUCUGGGGAUCGCCCUACUCCCUGCCGGCAGGUAGAGGACUCUCUCUCUCAUGGCUCCCAACGCAGUCGUUAAGCCCCGCCGGCUUCUCGCUCUCCUAAAUCUGGGGCCGCUUCCAGCCCUGGUGCCAGAACGCAGAGUCUCUGGUUCUGAGGUGCGCCCCUCCGGGUCUCGCAAGCGGCCGGACUCGAGGCUGCGGCCGUCAUUGCUUCUACAAUCAGUGCAUGUUCCUCGCUGACGUCAGUAGGAGCUGUCCGGGAGCUAUAUAAGGCUGGCGGCGGUCCCGGGACAGACCCCGUGUUCCCCAAGGCGCCCUCAGCCCGCCCGGGGGACAGAGACUGGAGCGCCGUCCUGCAACGUGCAGACGCUCUCCGGCAACCUGGCCGGCGGCACCAUGAGGCAGGUGGGACGCGCGGCGCUGCUGGCGGCGCUGCUGCUCCUGGCGGCGCUGCGCCCGGGCAGCAGCCAGUGGAGCCCGGAGGCGGCGGUGGCGGGGGUCCGGGACCCGAGUCUGCGCUGGAGCCCUGGGGCGCGGAACCAGGACGGCGGGGCCCGCGCACUACUCUUGCUGCUGGCCGAGCGCUUCCCGCGCCGCGCGGGGCCGGGAGGAUGGGGACCCCGGACUGCGGGAGAGCGGCCGAGACGGGACGACCCUCCGCUAUCCAUUGACCUCACCUUCCACCUGCUGCGGACCCUGCUGGAGCUGGCGCGGACGCAGAGUCAGCGGGAGCGCGCCGAGCAGAACCGCAUUAUAUUCGAGUCCGUGGGCAAGUGAUCUUCGGAGGGGUCUGCGGCCACGAGAACCUCGACCCCCGUCCCCCACCCCCUGGGCCGGGACGUGCGCGACUGGAACUGACCCAGUCCCGCCGGGCUAUAGCGGCCCAGGGAUGCCCUGGGCACUCUGUGCGUCACCAGUUUUUAAUAAAAGUGCUGAAGAGC